CAGAAAGCACUUGAACAAUCCUGCAAGGCUGUUUUGUGGUUAUAAAUAUUUGACAAGUCUCCUGGGCUGAAGUUUCAGACCCUGCUUUUGAACAUCCCCUAAAAACCAGCUGUCGAGCAACCUUCUUGCUCCAGUGCCAGAAUUGCCCCGCUGGAGUUGGAGCUGCAGCUGCUGCGAGGCGUUUAUAUUUCAGCUCCUGUAGAGCGAUCUGAAGAGGGGACGGUAUGGAUCACCACGAAGCCACCUUGGAGGCGGAUAAAAUCCACCAGAAUCGCCUGCCCAGCGUCACGGACGACGACGACGAGGAACAAGAUGCCGCCUUUACCAUUGUCAGAGUCCUGGACAAAGUGGCAACCAUUGUGGACAGUGUGCAGGCGAGUCAGAAACGCAUCGAAGAGAGGCACAGAGAAAUGGAGGAUGCCAUCAAGACCAUUCAGAUAGACAUUCUGAAGCUCGCUCAGGCCCACAGCAACACCGGCUACACAGUCAACAAGCUGCUGGAGAAAACCCGCAAAGUGAGUGCCCGUGUCAAAGAAGUGCGGGCACGUGUUGAGAAGCAGAACGCAAACGUGCAGAAGGUUGAGGCCAAGCAAGAGGAAAUGCUGCGGAAAAACAAGUUUCGUGUUGUCAUUUACCAGGAGGACAUUCCGUGCCCAUUGUCUCUGUCAGUUAUCAAAGACCGGACACAAGGGGAACGCCUAGAAGAUGCCUUCUGCCCACCUGACGAUCUUUCUUCCGAUGAGGAGUAUUACAUAGAAGAAAGCAAAGCAACCCGGUUUAAGAAGUCAGGCAUGAGACGCAUCAACAAUAUAAAGAAGGCCUUCUCAAGAGAGAACCUCCAGAAGACAAGGCAAAAUUUUGGCAAGAGGGUGGACAGGCUCCGAACUAGAAUAGUAACGCCAGAGAGGAGAGAGCGAAUAAGGCAAUCGGGAGAGAGGCUGAGGCAAACUGGGAUAAGAUUCAAGAAAAAUAUAUCCAAUGCAGCACCAACCAAGGAGACCUUCAAGAAGAAGAAGAAACCUAAGGAGCAGGCAAUGGCUGAAGGUCAAGAUGGAACCCAAGAGGCUACUGGCGAUACAACAACAGCUGACAGUGGAGAUGCUGAGCCAGUCUCUGAAGAAAUUUCCUACACAGAGGUAAUAACCAAAGUGAAGAAAGACAAAGGUGGUGGAUCAAAAGGCCCUUCUCAGGCCAAAGAGAAGAUAGUGAUUACUCCUGAAAAAAUAGUGCUCAAGCAGGAGGCAAAAGAGGACGAGGAUGUCCUUCUGUUGGAUCUGAAGCAAUCUGCCUAAAAGGCAAAUCCCUGUCUACUGUGGUAGGGAAGGAGCAAUCCCUUUAACUUGGGUAGAUGUAGAACGGUUUUCAAACUUCCUUCAGGUAGCCCUUUCGAAUUGGUUUGCCAGCUGAAGAAACCUUGGGACAAACCGUGGCUCUUUGCAGAAGAUUCUGGGGCAUGUUCAAGAGCACACUCCAUUCAUUUGGGGUGCCACAUGAAACGAGGGCAUGUUGUAGGACACAUCCAGCACUUCCCCAGCAUUUUACCAGGAUAAACAAUGGCAGACAAGCUCUCCUUCAAGCACCUUGUCCUUGGCUGUCACCAAUGUUUCUGUUGAGGAAUCCCUGAUAAACUCUCAAGGGACACCAGGCUGUCCAGGAACAGAGUUUGGAAACCACUACGUGAGAUAGGUGUGUGUUGUUUAAAUUACUGGUAUGUGAGGAAAAUAUAUCAAUAUGUAUAUACUGUUUUUUGUUUAUAAGCAAUGGAUCAUCAUGUCACCCCAGUAGAAAUGAGGAACUGAUCUCCUUUGAUGUAUAUACAUAAAUGCCGUUUAUCUUAACAGGUAUUACUUAAUGGGAGGCAGAAGCCCCCUGCAUCUUAAUGGCAUCAGUACCUUCAAUAGUCUUCUGUAUCUGUAUUUUAUGCACAAUGACAACCAAACCGUGCAAAUCUAAUUAAAUGACUCAUUACUCAGGCAGAUUCUUCAACCAAGGGGCAGGGGUGGGAGAAAAUUGAGUUCAGCAGCAGGUAACUUGCUUUUCUUGAAGGCCACAGUUAACAAUUAAAUUAUUUUUGUCCUAAGCAGAAAUUCUACACAAAGGUUGUUCUAGAAAAGCUGUAGCAAAGUUGGUUGGUUGUUGGACUAUAGUCAGAGAGAGCCGUCUGUGGCAAUGGAAAGGCUAUGAGGAAUCUACUAGGGAUGCAAAAGGGAAUUCAGUGAUAUUGGUAAGACACUGGAAGAAAACAGAGGCCUGGUCAAAAACAGUGACCGCAAGGUUCUUUUUCUCAGGAGGGAAUACUGUGGAGAAAUAGCUAAAUGGGACCUUCAUGUUCGGAGCCUUGGGCACCAGAGCUGGGACAAGCAACCACAAAAGACUCGGGUUGCCCCUCUGGUCUUGCUUGUCGUCUUCCCAGAAACAUCUGGCUGACCUCUGUGGGAAACAGGAUGUUGGGUUAGAUUGACUGUUAGUUCAGCCCACCUCUUGUGUGUGGAUUUUAUAUGAUCCAAGUUGGUACGGUAGGUGGGUAGAAUGAAGGAUUCAGGGAAAUAAUAGUGAGGUGAAGAUUCCUGAAGAAGAAUAUUGGACUUAAAUUCGUAUGUGUGAAUAUGCCAAACCUACCCAUGGCUGUCACUUGCUGUAAUAUGCCCUGCUGCUCCACACACCCUGCUGCUCACACUCUCAACAUGUACAAAACACCUUGUCAUGGUUCUUAUUUUCCAUUCAAAUUUGAAUCCCUUUGCCUAUCCAGUGGGCACUGAAGCAGCAUGGCUCCUUAAACAUCUGCGGUUGCUGGAUUCCGUACUUCUAAAUAAAUAUAUUUACAAAAGGGACUGAUUAUUUUUGUUUCAAAGCAUGUAUCCCUAAAGAGCUCCUCCCUCUCCCUCCUCUCUCUCCCUCUUCCCCUAGUUAUGGGAGUUUCCUCAUGAUUCAUUCUCCACAUCCUCUAUAAUGUCUAACGGGGGCUAGAAACCUGUCCUUUAAAAACAAAAGCUGGGAUUCUCAGGAAACAGGAGCCAAUGGCCAAUAUGCAAAGGGUUUUUCUGUGCUUGCAAGGAACAUAUAGUAUUGAAUGUUGCAUCUAGAAUCUUGUGUACUGUGUUGGCACUUAGCUAUAGGACCCAAGGAAUAGUGGUUAUGAGAGAGUAAUGCUACGCUACGUAUUUUGGUGGUGCAACAAUUUCAAAGCGGAUUAAUGUUUCCAGAUUGAGAUGAGUGACUUCAUUGCAAUGGAACACACAAGAGACAGGCUGUAUAAGGGAGAAAGUCUGAUUCAGAUGUACUGUAACUAUAUUUCCACACAUUGUAAAAGACAAAAGUGGUACUGUUUUACAUGAAACUUGUUGAUCUUUCUUUACAAGCUAUGCUGACAUGCAGGUUUUGUUGCCAGCUUAAAUUUCGUUAAAGAACCAAUACGAUCUUAGUUCAUGAUCUUAUUUAGAUCAUGAUCUUAUUUAACCUGUACUUUGCUCUGCACGAUUUACUGUUUAUCCUCAACUUAGAACACAGGGAUUAGCUCUAAAAUAAAAAAAGAGGACUGAAUUAAAA
Zootoca vivipara (common lizard) is the source of this 3546-nucleotide messenger RNA. It is a transcript of the gene CAVIN4, whose product is annotated as caveolae associated protein 4. Gene Ontology annotation, biological process: regulation of gene expression. Lineage: Eukaryota; Metazoa; Chordata; Lepidosauria; Squamata; Lacertidae. The record is from RefSeq and is a predicted model, not a curated record. Gene Ontology annotation, cellular component: cytoplasm; caveola.